AUGGACUUGGACGACGUUGUCUCCUUUAACCCCGCCGAUGCGUCGGCAGAGCAGCGGACGGCAACAAUCCUUUGUUACAACUGCGGCGCUCCUUUGGACGGGACUGUAUCGGGAGGCGCUCUUUGCGACGAUUGUAUCAAGCUCACGGUCGAUCCCGAGUCCCGAGAGCUCUUAGCGAUAUGCCUGAAGAAACUGAAUAUUCACAAAGUUCGAGUCGUCGACGCUAGUUUUAUCUGGACCGAACCGCAUUCGAGACGAAUUAAGGUCAAAAUUACGGUACAAGACAGCGUCGCCCACGGCGUAGUAUUGCAGCAAGGCUUCGAGGUGACCUAUGUCGUCUCCACGCAGCAGUGCCCCGACUGUAAGAAGAGCUACACAGCCAACAUUUGGAGAGCGUCCGUACAGGUGAGGCAGAAGGUGCCGCACAAGAGGACCUUUAUGUACCUCGAACAGCUUAUCCUCAAACACAAUGCACACAGAGAUACCUUGAACAUCAAGGAGGCUCGGGACGGCGUCGACUUUUACUUUGCCGAGAAGAACAGCGCCGAGACUUUUGUUCACUUCUUGGAAUCGGUCGUCCCCGUCGAUAUCAAGAAUUCUAAGGAGCUAAUUUCCGAGGAUGCCCACACAGCCACAUCAAACUAUAAGUUUAGCUGGUCCGCCAAGCUUAUCCCCAUCUGCAAAGAUGAUCUUGUCGCUUUGCCUAUCAAAAUAGCCAAGUCAUUGGGCAACAUCUCUCCUAUUGUUCUCUGCCACCGUAUCGGAACCCAUGUGUACCUUCUCGACACCAACACCCUGCAGACUGCCGAUAUCAGCAACAAGGUCUACUGGCGGUCCCCGUUUAUAUCGUUGGCCGAUGCGAAAGAACUCGUUGAGUUCAUCGUGUUAGAUAUCGACUCUACUCCAGUCCGGAAGGGCAAGUGGCACCUCUGCGAAGCUACAGUAGCACGUGCGGCGGAUCUCGGGGUCAACGACGUCACUUACUUCACUCGCACCCAUCUUGGCCACCUACUGCACCCCGGUGAUUCUGUCAUGGGCUAUCUGCUCUCCGGAGCCAUCUUCAACAAUGAACACUUCGAUGCGGCCGAGGCCUCCAACACGUAUAGCUCAGCUAUCCCCGACGUUAUCCUCGUCAAGAAACAUUUCCCGAACCGCAGGAGAAAUAGGCGCAGGAACUGGAAGUUGAAGCACAUCGUCAAGGAGGAGGAUGAUCUGUUUAAUAGAAAGGCCAAUAUGACCAAGGAAGACAACGACUACGAGCUCUUCUUACGGGAUGUCGAAGAUGAUGAGGAGAUGAGGCAAGCAAUGGCUCUCUACAAGGCUCCGAAAAAGACGGACCCGGAUGAGAUGAGUGUCGCCGAGACGGAGGGUGACGAUGACGGGGAUGCCCCUCGCAUCAACGUUGAGGAGCUAUUGGAUGACUUUGAAGAACUCACGGUUCAAGAUGAGUGA
Molecule: messenger RNA, 1452 nt
Organism: Parascedosporium putredinis
Lineage: Eukaryota; Fungi; Ascomycota; Sordariomycetes; Microascales; Microascaceae
Source: the annotation of a GenBank genome assembly